UAUUAAAUCUUUAUUUUCUUUCCCUUUUCUCUAUAAUAUUUUUCCUUCCGCUCGUUCCCCAUUUUCGGUUCAUUUCUCCCUUUAUAGGAACGAUCCCCUAAAUUAUUUUUUGUUAAAAUUACCCUUUGCUGAAACGUAGUUUGGAGUCUGCAAUAUUGGCUUAAAAUGUCUUCCCCUAGCAAGAGGAGGGAAAUGGAUGUAAUGAAGUUGAUGAUGAGUGAUUACAAUGUAGAAACAAUAAAUGAUGGGCUCAACGAAUUCAAUGUCAAGUUUCAUGGUCCCAAAGAAAGUCUCUAUGAAGGUGGGGUUUGGAAAAUCCGGGUUGAGCUUCCGGAUGCUUACCCAUUCAAGUCUCCUUCUAUUGGAUUUGUGAACAAGAUAUUCCACCCAAAUGUUGAUGAACUGUCUGGUUCUGUUUGCUUGGAUGUUAUUAACCAAUCAUGGAGUCCAAUGUUCGAUCUUUUAAAUAUUUUUGAAGUUUUUCUUCCACAGCUCUUGCUUUAUCCAAAUCCUUCAGACCCUCUAAAUGGGGAUGCAGCAUCAUUAAUGAUGAAGGAUCGAAAGCAAUAUGAUCAAAAAGUAAAAGAAUACUGUGAGCGAUAUGCAAAGAAAGAAGACAUCACGAAAUCCGCAGCUGACAAGGAAACUGAUGACGAGGAUGACAUCACUGAUGAAGAUACUGGAUCUAGUGAUGAUGAAAUUGCUGGACAUGCAGAUCCAUAACCUACCUUGGAAGAUCUGGCUUCUACGAAUUAAACAUUUGAUAAAAGCGAUGAUGAACCCCCUUUGUUGUUCUCAUCGGCAUAUAUUAGAUAAAAAUAGAACUGGCAAGUAAAGUUAGUGAUUUCAAUAUGGUAGGGCUUAAAAGGAAAAAAAAAAAGCAAUAACUAUUGAUACAUUAAACUCAAAUAUUCUUAUUAAACACCAGCUUGUAUCUUCUUUCCCCGUAGAUCCUGUACUAAGGGAAUACAUGGUCAUGUAUUUGUAUUUGUAUGUGGUUGGUAUUUGAUUAAAUUUGAAUAAAGAUUUUAGUAACAUUUGUUUUUA
Gossypium raimondii (Peruvian cotton) is the source of this 1047-nucleotide messenger RNA. Its product is annotated as ubiquitin-conjugating enzyme E2-23 kDa. The record is from RefSeq and is a predicted model, not a curated record. Gene Ontology annotation, molecular function: ubiquitin conjugating enzyme activity. Bases 166 to 723 code for a protein of 185 amino acids. Gene Ontology annotation, cellular component: nucleus. The transcript has 7 exons. Lineage: Eukaryota; Viridiplantae; Streptophyta; Magnoliopsida; Malvales; Malvaceae. Gene Ontology annotation, biological process: protein polyubiquitination; ubiquitin-dependent protein catabolic process.